Molecule: messenger RNA, 3591 nt
Organism: Pieris brassicae (large cabbage white)
Lineage: Eukaryota; Metazoa; Arthropoda; Insecta; Lepidoptera; Pieridae
Gene: SWIP
Product: WASH complex subunit 4
Exons: 5
Coding region: 201-3461 (1086 amino acids)
Biological process (GO): endosomal transport; endosome organization
Cellular component (GO): WASH complex; endosome
Source: RefSeq, a predicted model, not a curated record
AGUAUUGUCAAAGGCAGCAAAUACGUAAAAACUAACUUAUUAAAUGCGUAACAUAGAAAAUCUAUAAUAUAAUUCGCGUUCGAUGAUUUGUUUCUGUUAACUCCUUAUUUACUUUAUAGUUGUGUUAAAUUUAUAAAAAAAUGUAAAUGUAUUAUUUGAUUUAAUUUUAAUUAAUUACCGUCUUAGUCAAGUCAUUCAUAAUGGAAAUGGAAAAAGAAGCAGGAACUGCAAUCCUAAGGAGUUAUGGGCAAUUUUUUAAACAACAAUAUCAAGAUUAUAUGUCAGUUAUUCAAAAUGAUACUUCAGAACAAAAUAAAUCAUAUCUUCCCAUACGAAUUAAUUUGUUUCCACAAGAACUUAUUCCAAUAACAGAAUUGGUUGGAUCUGAUAAUCCAGUUAUGACAAAAAUAUUAAGUCUUUUCACUUCUCUGUGUGUUGAAAUAAUAGAAUUAAAAAGAGAAGCAUUUGAAAGGCAUUUUCAGUUUCUGGCCCUAUAUGAUGAAUAUCCCAAUAGUGACAUGUCCCAUCAAAUGGAAUCAAUUUGUAAUCUUAAUGCAUUCGUAAAUCGUUGUAAUGACACCCUAAGUAACAUAUUCAGUCAAGUUUUUGCUAUAUUCAGGGAAAAUAUUAUACAUAUAAAUGGUAUACAGUGGCAUUUUAUUAUAAAUCAUAUUGGGGAAUUAUUUACAUUAUUGGUUUUAACAGAACUUCUUAUAUCAAGAUGCUCAUUACCCACACAGUGGAAUAAAUUUGUGAAAGAUAUAAAAUUACAUUCUAAUUUUGUAAAUGGAAUAAAUGGAUGCAGAUCCUUGGCAGUUAAUAAUGCGCUGGAAAGUAUUACAAGUAAGCUGAUGUGUGAUGACAUAGUCCAAAGAACAUUACAAAAUUUACUUGCAGUUAAAAAGCGAGAUUUAUCUGGAAUUCAGAGUGGACAAGUAAUGGUGGAAAUUACGAGCUACAUAAGACAUGCAUUGCUAAAUCUUGAAAAGCUUACACAAGAGAAACCUAACUCAGACAAUAUGUACAAAUGCAUUAAAAUGAAUGCAUUAUUUAUAUUAAAUAGCCACUUGUUCAUUAACAAUGAUAGAAAACUCUUUAAACAUUUGAAUGAAAUUAAUUCUAAGGCCCAUAGUAUCUACAUAAUUGGAAAUGUAAUUUGGUUUCCAGAGCAGUUUCUACACAGAUAUGGUCCAUCAUUAGGAUGUAGUACCAGCAAAAUGUCACAGAUAAUGUUAAAAGCUCGUCAAGCUUACAUAACAUCUAAAAAAGCAACUAUUGCAAAAGACAUUAUGACCCUACAAAAUAUCUGCACCCAAUGGGUAUUAACAGUAGAGGAACUUUUUUCAAACAGAAAUAAACUUAGUGCAUGUGAGAUGACACUUCAUGCUAAAACAUUAAUAGAUGGAUUAGAAAUUUCCUCCAAUUUGUCUCAUUCUGUACUUUCUUUCAUAACUUUACACCUGUCUCUUGGAAUUCCACUAACAAAAACGCUAUUGCUGCAUUUAUUUGAACUGAUAGAUAUAUUGAAGAUGUUAAGGAAUGCUGUACUUCGAAAUCAUUGUCAAAUCCUGAAUUCCAUCACCAUGAUAAUUCAACAUUUAACAUUCCAAGCUGCAUCUGCUAUUCUUGAAGUCAAAAAGUCAAUCAUAGAUGAUAAGAGGUAUGCCAAUAAAAGAUUGGAUGAACUCACAUGUAUUGUCAUAGCAGAAAAAGCAAUACAAGGAGCUCCCACUAUAGAAAGAAAUAUUGCUACUAAUAUAGCCUUAAGUUUCAUUCCAGAGGCCAGAUAUGUUGAUGAAAGCUAUGUUAAGCUUGGAGUACUCCUUGAAAAAGAACAGACUCUUUUGAAGUUCAUGAAAUCCUUAGAUAAAUUCUGCAAUUGCUCCUGGAUUUUAUGGCAUCAACAAAUUAUCCCACUUUAUUUUCUACAAAAUUUUAGUAUGGACAUACAAGCUUUGAAAUUACAAUAUUUCUUAACGGUGAUGAGUGAAUGUGUUGAUUUGCUUCAAAAGACAGAUAAAUAUUUUGGCUUCAAUAAAUCAAAUGACUUUAUGGCAUUUAUAAUAACAAUAAUCGAAGAAAAUGUUAUAAAUAAUCUAAGUCAAAAUAUAGAAACCAACUUGCGUCUUCAUAUUCAUUCUCACUUGCAACUCGACAUUGUUAAUCCAUUGACUACUGAUAUGUUAAAAAAGCUUCUUCUUCUUGUUGACAACUUGAGACUUAAUACAUUAUAUAUGAGAGUUGUUCCAUCUGUUGAACACUACUUAUCAAAGACAUAUUACAAUUUAACCACUGUUGUAUUGUCUGAUUGGAAAACGUACGGUGAAAUGCGUCAAAUGGCUAAAUUUAAAUUCGAUUUACAUCCAAUUCAAGACGAUCUACCCACUCAAACUUUGGAGCAAGGUCUGGAUGUCCUGGAGAUAAUGAGAAACAUCCAUGUAUUUGUUUCUAGAUAUCAUUACAAUUUGAACAACCAAAUAUUCAUUGAAAAGAGCAGCAGCAAUAAACAUUUAAAUUCAAUAAACAUUAAACAUAUCGCAAACUCCAUUCGUACACAUGGAACAGGGAUCAUGAACACAACGGUCAACUUCACGUAUCAGUUUCUUAAAAAUAAAUUCUAUACAUUUUCCCAAUUCAUGUAUGACGAACAGAUAAAAUCUCGGCUAAUUAAGGACUUGAGACAUUUCAAAGAAGCUUCUGGAGAACACGGAAACAUGUAUCCAUACAAAAAUGCAGAUAGAUUUAACAAAGGCAUCAAAGUCCUAGGGUUAGCGGACGAUGGACAGAGUUAUUUAGAUCUAUUUAGAGAUCUAAUCACUCAAAUUGGAAACGCAAUGGGAUAUGUAAGAAUGAUCAGAUCUGGCGGGAGGCACUGUUGUGCUGACGCCACGGCAUUUUUGCACACCUUUGAGCCCAAAAAGUUUAAAGAGUGGGCAGGUGAAAACAAUUUCUCAAAUAGAACAAUCGAAACUGCUGAAUAUUUAGAUGAAAGUAUUGAUGGGCUAAUAUCCAAUUUUAUUCAGGGGACUGAAUACUUCAAAUUGCUAGUUGAGGUGUUUGCCCCAGUUUUUAGAAAUCCAAAAAAUUUACAUCUCAAAAACUUCUACAUCAUAGUUCCGCCUCUUAUUUUAAAUUUUGUCGAACACAUGAUUUUAUCGAAAGACAAAAUGACAAAAAAUAACAAAGCUGGUGCGGCUUUCACGGACGACGGAUUUGCUAUGGGCGUUGCAUAUGUCUUAAAACUGCUCGAUCAGGACUCAAAUUUUGAAGCCCUACACUGGUUUGAUUCUAUUUGGAACCACAUUAGAAGUGAAAGGGAACUAAUUGAGGUGCAAAAGAAUAAAGGGUCUAUUCAAUUACAACAGGCGCUGGCCCUCUCUGAGAAGAAGCUUAAGACUCUUGAAGAGGAAUAUAAGCUUCUAUACUACAGUUUAACUAGCGCUAGAAUAUUUUUUAGAUAACUAAUUAGAAAUAAGAUAAUAAGCACUUUACACGUUCAUUUAAACAUCUAUUACAUUAAUUGUUUAUAUUACAUAUUUAUGUUGUUUGGCAUUUUGCUGUUAAUUAUUAAAAAUAAAACCAGAAUUCUAU